Messenger RNA from Eurytemora carolleeae, 481 nucleotides. RefSeq names its product protein PTHB1. Gene Ontology annotation, cellular component: BBSome; membrane. The record is from RefSeq and is a predicted model, not a curated record. NCBI's taxonomy places the organism in Eukaryota, Metazoa, Arthropoda, Copepoda, Calanoida, Temoridae. Gene Ontology annotation, biological process: cilium assembly. The coding region runs from base 38 to 481 and encodes 147 amino acids. The transcript is spliced from 7 exons.
GUACGCGUAUCUAUAUGAUACCUACAGUGUCCCGAGUAUGGAUGUCAAGAUAGUUGUAACUUUCCUCACUAACAACAAUGUUCCACAGUCUCAAUCCUACAAUCUUAUCCUUCCCUUGUCCCUCGUUGUUAAACCUUGUCCACCAAUCAAAGAUGCAGAUUUUAAGGUGACCUUGAGUACUAAUAAACCUGCAGUAAGCUUGCUAGAUAUAUUUCCAGAGUUUGUACUCGACAGCUCAAUGACGAAUGCUGCAGGAUUCCAGGUGUAUGGAGGGCCCAGUAUUACUGUCUUAUCUUCUAAAACAUCUCAGAGAUACAGAUUGCAGAGUGAAAACCUUCCUGCCCUGUGGAUAAUAUCUCAACAUAUACUGCAUAGGCUCAAACAAAGAUUUUCUGAUGGGUCUGGAAGAACUGAUUUUGAAUGCAGCUAUAGCUCCUCACUCCCUCUUCAGAUAGCUAUUACAUAUGUCUCAAGGGCUUAG